This is a messenger RNA of Mercurialis annua (annual mercury), 627 nucleotides long. RefSeq lists its product as uncharacterized. The record is from RefSeq and is a predicted model, not a curated record. The transcript is spliced from 2 exons. Lineage: Eukaryota; Viridiplantae; Streptophyta; Magnoliopsida; Malpighiales; Euphorbiaceae. The coding region runs from base 175 to 540 and encodes 121 amino acids.
AAAUCCUUUUUAACAGGCAUUUCAUCUUGCACUUCAUUUAGUUUUGAAUUUAAGUAUCUUGCCGUUUUGAUUUUUGCAAAAGAAACCAUACAUAUUGAAGGAUGUUUUGAGUGAAAACUUAGAAUUUAACAAUCAAAGCUUCUAUUGCAACUACGACGUCCCAACAUCAAAGUUAUGACAAAUGUUCUUGGUUUGAUAUUGGUUGUACCCAGGGGCGGAACUAGAGGGGAGCAGGGUAGACAGUCACCCUUAGCUGCCAGUCAACGGUUAUUUCUAGUCGUCUCUCUACCUCCUAACCAUUUCAGUAUCAUUUUUUUCUAUAAUUGUCCCGACCGAUCCCUUCUCCAGUCAACAACCGUUUUCUUACUCUCUUCCUCUCCUCUCUUCAUUCACCAACCGUUUUCUCACUCUCUUCCUCUCCUCUCUUCAUUGUCUGAUUCCGACACUGGCUGCACCUAUAAAUUAGGUCAAUCUUCUUUAGACUCCGAAAAAAUUGUUACGAGAAUUUCCUCUAUACCAUCCUUGGAUUCCUAUUGGUAGCUUAGAAAAUUUGAUCAUAAAGUCUCCUGUUAUAUAAUGCGAUAUUUUUGCUGUUAACUUUUUCUGUUUUUCUAAUACGGAUGUUGU